This is a messenger RNA of Alnus glutinosa, 1245 nucleotides long. RefSeq lists its product as uncharacterized. The coding region runs from base 158 to 1135 and encodes 325 amino acids. The record is from RefSeq and is a predicted model, not a curated record. NCBI's taxonomy places the organism in Eukaryota, Viridiplantae, Streptophyta, Magnoliopsida, Fagales, Betulaceae. The transcript is spliced from 2 exons. Gene Ontology annotation, cellular component: endoplasmic reticulum.
AAGCUAGAAAAAGUCCAAAAGAGAAUCUCCAACCCCUCACCCAUUCACAUUCCUCACAGUCGCAUACCAACUUCCCACUCUUCACCCACAUUCCUUCCUAUAAGACACAAGCACAGACACCCAUAUUAGUAUAUUACUCUCUCUGUUUGUGUGUGCCAUGGCCGUGUGCUCCGCCAAAACUCUGUUCCUCGUCUUCCUCCUCUCAGCGAUACCCAUCGCCUACCUCAUCUCACUGGAGCUCGCGAAGCCCUCAACCCACGUCUACCGCUACCACAGCUCCGGCUGGUUCCGCGAGUGCGCCAAGUGGGACGAUCUCAACCGUCGAUUCCUCGUCUCCUUCCUCGAGGGUGGUGUGGGCCAGGUCUCUGUCCCUGACCAGGACUCCGCCGAUACCGUCCUCGAGGAGGUCACGCUCGUCAAGGACGUUGACUUGGCCGGAAACGCGUCCCUCGGGCUCCUCGUUGAUGGGCCGAGAAACCGGUGCCUGGUGGCCGUCUCCGAUGUAAUUGGGAACCGGUACAAUGCGCUGGCCGCCUAUGAUUUGUCCACGUGGAAGCGCUUGUUUCUCACCCACCUCGUUGGUCCAAGUGAUGAGAAAUCUUUUGCGGAUGAUAUAGCAGUGGAUGCAGAAGGUAAUGCAUAUGUUACUGAUGCAAAAGCUAAUAAACUAUGGAAAGUUGGGGUUGAUGGGAAGUUCAUAUCAGUGAUUAGAAGCCCACUUUUCACUCCAAAGGAGUGGUACAAAACCAUUGUUGGACUCAAUGGAAUUGUUUACCAUCCGGAUGGUUUUCUGAUUGUAAUUCAUACAUUCAGUGGUAGUUUGUUUAAGAUUGAUAUAUCGAAGGGAGACGAAGUUAAGGUAAUAGAUGUCGUCGGGGGGCCGCUGACAUUUGGAGAUGGUUUGGAGUUGAUCUCUGCAACUAAGCUUGUAGUUGCAGGGAACCCUUCUGGGAGAUUGGUGGAGAGCUCCGAUGGGUGGAAGACGGCUUCUGUUGUGGCAAAAUUCUCUGGGCCAAGGCAUCGUUUGGCCACAGCAGCAACCGUGAAGGAUGGGAGGGUGUAUCUCAGUCACUUGCUCGGUAUGGGAUACCCUAAGAAGCAGCAUGCUAUUAUCGAGGCUGUCUUUUCUGCUUGAAAUGGGAAGAUUGAAGCCGUUUAAUAUCAAAAAUAGAUGUAGGAGUAUUGUGUUGUUUUCGGAUUUUUGGAUUUUUGAAUCUAUCAGUAAUUAACAUUUUUCUGUUUUUU